Messenger RNA from Glycine soja, 2556 nucleotides. Its product is annotated as E3 ubiquitin-protein ligase RGLG3. The record is from RefSeq and is a predicted model, not a curated record. NCBI's taxonomy places the organism in Eukaryota, Viridiplantae, Streptophyta, Magnoliopsida, Fabales, Fabaceae.
ACUUAAAUUUUAUAAUACUAAUCAAUCAAUAUGGCCACCGCCAUCACCCAAUCUCAAACACCUAAACGUCGAACGCAAACUCUGCAACAAAGCAAAUCGACAUCCACAAGGCGAACUUUGAUUAACACUGAUUAUCACUUCUCUCUUUCUCUGCUAAUAAUAAUAAUACACGUGAAUCGGAUUCUUCCGGCAUUACGGUGUCAUUUUGAGUUUGGGAUCAUUGAUGUUGUCAAUUUGAUUCCAUAGUUCACGAUCCUAUCGUUUUUCCUUUUCUUCAUUGAAAGUCAUCGUGAUUUUGGCUUCGAUCUUAGGACGCGAAACAGCGAUUGCUUGUGUUAUACUUGUUGACGUGUGAAUGAUGGACUAGCUAUGUAUGCUUGAUUAGAGAGAAGAGCUGUGUAACUUUGCGUUUCGAUUUCAGUUAUCGAAUGUUUUGGUAUUGCAAGUGGAUGCACAAAAGUGUUUAUAGCGGUGUUGGUCUCAUUACUGAUGAUUUAUCUGGCAAUUUGUUCUGUAUGUGACUGCUGUGUCUGCUCGAAUGUUUCUUGAUUUAACCAGAGUUUGGCUCUGCUUUGGGAAUCAUUAGAAGGAAGUUCUGAUAAAUUUGAUUUUGAAAAAACAUAAUGAACAUGUUAAAUUGUUGGCAUAAGUUACUGAAAAUGCCACCAGAGUACAAGCUAGCGAUAUUUGUUUUUCUGUGAUAUUUUAUUAUUGACAAUGAACUGUUUUCACUUCUGGUACUGUGGUUUUCGUUUUAAUUCAUUUUAACUUUAUCCUUUUACCGCUAUUGUCUAUUAAUUUAUUUACUUAUCUUGCUUUUGAUGGAGGCAGGCCUGUGAUUAUGGGAAAUUCGGAGUCAAUGUAUGAGUCUCAAGAUAAUUUUUACCAACAUCCCCCUUCUUAUAAUAAUAGCUAUCAUCAACCGUCUCCUUAUGCUGAGAAUUCAGAGAAUAAUACCUAUCAUGAACCAUCUUCUUAUGCUGGGACUUCAUCAAAUACUAGCUAUUAUCAACCCUCUACUCAUCCUGGGAGUUCAGCAAACACUCGCCCAACAUAUAUAGCUGAUAAUUUCGGCUCAUUGGAUCAGGUUGUUUCUUCUAUGAGAGAAGCUGGUCUGGAAUCUUCAAAUUGAAUACUUGGUAUCGACUUCACCAAAAGCAAUGAGUGGACAGGCAAGCACUCAUUCCAUCGAAAAAGCCUUCAUCAUAUUGGAAACAUUCCUAAUCCAUAUGAGCAAGCAAUCUCCAUCAUUGGCCAUACUCUGUCUUCCUUUGAUGAAGACAAUCUAAUACCAUGUUUUGGAUUUGGUGAUGCUUCUAUACAUGACCAGAAUGUGUUCAGUUUUUAUUGAGAUAAUAGAUUUUGUCAUGGUUUUGAGGAAGUACUUGCACGCUACAGAGAGAUUGGUCCAUACAUAAAACUGUCAGCCAAAGCUCCUUCUAAGGUUAUGAUUUUUGCUUGGAUGGUGGGUGAAAAAAGGACUCUAAGGACAAUAAGGUGGUUUGGAGUUGUGCUUUUCCAGUUUGAGUGUGGUGCAUUUGGCUGGAGAGAAAUUACAAAAUCUUUAGCUGGAGAUCUCUUCCUACCCAUCUUGGUAACCAGAAAUCCAGAUGUACCACGUGGAAAACUUAGUCCACAAGCACAAGCAACAAUUAGUUCUAUCGCUGCUGCAAGUCACUAUCCUCUCUCAAUUAUUUUGGUUGGCGUUGGAGAUGGACCAUGGGAUGAGAUGAAGCACUUUGAUGAUAACAUUUCUGAGCGCUUAUUUGACAACUUUCAGUUGGAGAUAAGAAGGAUUGGAGUUUGGCGUGAUAUUGACAAACUUGAUAGUACUUCAUCUAAUUCUGAAACCAAUAUCAGAGGUAUGAAUUAUAAUUCUUAUUCUAAAAAGUUUGAAAGUAAUAAGAAUGUUAAAACUUUAUUUAAAUUUCUAAAGGUCUUAAAAAAUGAGUAUAGGGUGUUCAAAAUGAGUAUCAACACUGGAAAUUUUUCAGCUGCUGCCCUUAUGGAAAUUCCAUUUCAGUACCGGGCAGCCCAAAAUAUACAACUUAACGAUAGAGAAUCAGUUCUUCAUCAACAUAAAAGGCCUUUCCCUCCACCUAAUGAAGCAAUAGAUCAUGAUAAUGCACGCAUGGCAAUUCCACACAUGACAAAUUUGGAAUCAGCGGAACCGACAGCUCCAGCUGCUGUCGAACCAGUAUGCCCCAUUUGCCUAACCAACCCGAAGGACAUGGCUUCUGGAUGUGGUCAUACAACUUGCAAGGAGUGUGGCUCGACAUUAUCUUCCUGCUCUAUGUGCCGGCAGCAAAUUACAACUCCCCCGAGACUGUACACUUGGGUGAGGAAGCUUAUCUGAUGGAUUGCCGCCAUUGAUUAUGUGGAUUGAACAUGAUAACCGUUAUACCAUUUCUUACCAUUUUAAGUUUUUUUUUUUGACAGAAAUGUAUAGAGAUUUUGGGUGUAAAAUUCUUUAACCAUGCUGUCAAUGCUCAUUAAAUGUAUGGAAAAAAGGUUUAUGUUUUCUUUUGAAAUAAAAAAGGUUUAAGUUAAAUUUCA